AUGCAAUGCGAGGGCCUCGCUAACGUGCGGCUUUGUUCCCCGCGACUGGACUGUCCGCCGGCAGAGCACUACCAGCUCCGCUACGUCCAACCCUGGCUCUAUGCCCGGCCCUGUGAGGAGGUUCUGCGCUUGGCCAGGCAAGCCCUUACGGCACUGCGAACCGCUGGUCGGCUUCCAACUUUGCUUCACGUGGGUCCCAAGGACCUCUCGAACAAUCGCACCAAACCCUUCUACGAGGCCUUGUUUGGGAAUCGGAGUGAUUGCCUGCAGGCCGUCAUGGUCGAAGCCAAUCCAGACGUUGCCACACUUCUACAACAGCGCCUUACCGAGUACUUCUCACCAUGUCCUGACAGAAGCGUGCUGACAGCAGCUCUUUGCUCGGUGGAUGCUGAAGCAGCCUCCUUCUUCUCACUUUCAGAGGAAGUGUACACAAAAUACUCCGUGCAGGAGCUGGGUGGCAUCACCACAGCUGCCAGCUAUGGUUCCCUAAAUCUCCACUUUCUACUGCAAGACAUUCUAGACCGCACCACUGGGAUUCAAGCUGAGGAUCUCAUGCCAUUCAUCCAGGAGCGAUCUGUCACCUGCAUUUCUCCCAGCAGCUUGCUGCAGCUCGAAAGUCUGGAGCCCUUGGACAUGCUUUUCCUGGACACAGCAGAUGGUCUGGGAAUGCUCUCCGCCUUCCUGUCGCUUGGCGUGCGCCCCGCCCUCCUGCGCUUCCAUUGGGCCUGGCACCUUCGACAGAUCGCGGACCCGGGCUACGCCGCGAAAGUCGCAGAGGCCGUGGCAUUUCUGGCAGCAGAGGGCUACCAUCUCUACCAAUACGGGGAGUUCUUUGUGGCCAUGCGCUCUGAAGCCGUCCUGCCAGCUUCUGUUCUGGACUUGCACGAGACGAGCGGCAACGAGGUUGCAAUCAAAGUAUACAAGGCCUUGAAGGAGUCCCACAGAGGCGAGGACGUGCGGCUGCAGAAGUUCUGCAGGCAGAUCCAAGUCUUGCAGAAUCUCCAAGAGCCCUUCGACCAAGUGACUGAUGAGACGCUCUGGCAUCCUCAAUUGGCAGCGACCAAGCCGUCGAAGCUGUUCAUGACGCUGCUGGACUACUCUAAAGACAAGAGCCUGAACCCAAGAUGCUAUCGCCGGAGACAGGCAUUUAUUUAG
Effrenium voratum is the source of this 1155-nucleotide messenger RNA. The record is from the annotation of a GenBank genome assembly. NCBI's taxonomy places the organism in Eukaryota, Dinophyceae, Suessiales, Symbiodiniaceae.